Parathielavia appendiculata is the source of this 4359-nucleotide messenger RNA. RefSeq lists its product as uncharacterized. The coding region runs from base 1 to 4359 and encodes 1452 amino acids. Gene Ontology annotation, molecular function: molecular adaptor activity; protein kinase binding. Gene Ontology annotation, cellular component: Atg1/ULK1 kinase complex; phagophore assembly site membrane. NCBI's taxonomy places the organism in Eukaryota, Fungi, Ascomycota, Sordariomycetes, Sordariales, Chaetomiaceae. The transcript is spliced from 4 exons. Gene Ontology annotation, biological process: positive regulation of protein phosphorylation; autophagy of mitochondrion; autophagosome assembly. The record is from RefSeq and is a predicted model, not a curated record.
AUGGCAGCACAGGUGUUGAUCGCCCAUACGGGCCAGCGCCUGGAAAUAGACGCUUCGCAGCUUUCAUCACUCGAUGAUUUCAAAGCCUCGGUGGCACGCCAGAUUUCGGUACCGACUCAGUGUAUCAUCACCCUGACCCCACAAGGGAAACCGUUGAAAGCGCAGACAUUACAAACCGAGAAGGAAAUAUGUGUCUACGACAGUCGGCUGGCACAGGCGCCCUCGGCCACCGCUCCCCCUCGCUCGGAAAUCCCCAUUCCGAACCGAUACGUCGUCUCGACUCCGCCGAAUAUGAUACAAGACACUAAGUCUGUGGCAUCAUGGCAAGAGCUAUUCAAGACCCGAUGGGAGUGGGCACUCCGUGUGGUGAAGGACUGUCGGCAAAUGGCAGCAGCAGCCGAGGAUCGAUACGACGAAAUGGAUGUCAUGCUCCGCUGCCUCGAUGCCGCCGUGACCAAUCUGGAGUUCGUCAUCAAAGGUCUCGAGCCCAAGUACGCGGACCUUCGGAAAUGGCUCCCGGAAGCGCAGGCCGAUUACAGCGCGCUGACAGGCCGGUGGGAACAGUAUCUGUCUCUUGCCCGGAGCAUCUCCGUCUCGCCCGCCAUGGUACGCUUCAUGACGGGUCGUGAUGUCGGGGACACAAAGGGACGAGUGCAGCGCCAGGCGACCCUGGAGGAUCUGGUGGACCUGGAGACGGCACGCAAGGCGGGCCGUCUGGCGCCGACGUCGCUUCGCAAGUUCAACAGUCGGGUCGCAGACCUUGAAAAAGCCGCUACUCGCCUGUUUCAGGAUGCCGAAGACCUGUUCCGCGAGUAUGAGAGGACAAUUGAACGGUCUGCCAUGUCUCACAGCGGCGAACCUCAGCAGCUCGUCCACGACAUCGAGGCCUUGGCGAAGAAGAUUGACACAGAUUACCAGACAGCGCUCGAAUAUAACAGCUCGUCCCGAGAUGCCGUUCUGCAAGCUUCCAAGGUUGCUGCGAAUCACACGGAGCGUCUGUUGCCAAGCUUGUGCAACCGGGUUCUGGAAAUGGACGACAUGCUUCGGUACGCCACGAAGGCGAGAAACUCGCUGGCCGCGGAGUCGCUUGAGUUCAUGUGCAGCAUUACCGACGUUACGGCAUUGAGCCACAGCGUGAGGUCUCAGAUUAGCGCCGUUAAUCAAGGAGACGAGUUUGCGACCUUCGACUACUUACGACUGAUCCAGCAAGUCCCAUACAUGUACGCGUCUUUCGUGGCAGAGGCCAUCAAGCGUCGUGAAUGGUUCGACAAGAUGAAACAAGACUCCUCCACGCUCGCAAAUGAGAUGGCCCUUUUUCAAGACGAGGAGGUCAAAAGACGGCGGCGAUGGUACAAGUCGAUUGGCGACACGUAUGGACCAGACUCCGCCGGCUCAGAUAGCAAUGUUCCUGGCCUGGAAGUCAACCUCCUUGGGGAGGAGGAGCGGUGGCCGACCAUGACCAGGAAGGACCUGGAGGACUUCCAAGUGCUUCUGCAGGUCAAUAAGGCGGAUCCGCAGAUCGUCGAAGACGUCAGCAAGCUGGUUUCAGAAUUGAGCAACCCUACGAGGCAGCAAUCGAAGCGGAUGAAGGCGUUCAAAAACGGCAGCGUCCACGAGGCCGCGCUUGGGCGGAGUGGGUUACUGAUCCGCGGCGACGACGAGCUUCUUCGAUCAUUACAAGACGACAAAGUCAAGCUGGAGAGCAAGCUGAAGACGGCCGAGAGCCGUGUGCGCCGGCUUGAGGACUUGCUCCAUCGCCAGACCGAGGCGUCGCGACCGAGUUUGGGCAAUCUGUUCCAGGCACCGAGCCAUCAGUUCUCCGGCCGUGCCGACUCCUCCAUCUCAGUCAGAUCUCCGCAGGCGCCAGAAGAUCGGAAACGAUCCGAGGAAGGAAUUGACGCCCUCGCACUGCGGGUCCAACAGCUGGAGGCUGAGUUGGCCGCAGAGAAGGAGCGGGCUGCAGCCCUUGAGAAAGGCCUUGACGGGCAGGUCACCCUGCACAACGACAUGAAAAGUCAAAGAGACGAAGCCAACUCCACGAAGAAGGAUCUCCUGGAAAACCUGGAAGCUCUCAAGCGCGAAUUCAUGGAGGAACGGAAGUCGCUCGAGAGCGAGAUUAAACGCCUGCAGGCACGCUUGGAGGAUACCGAGGAUGAGAUGGAGCACUUCGGGGAGUCCAGGGAGAACGAGAAAGCUUCAUACCAUGAGGCGAUCCAGGCACUCAGAACCGAAGUCGAGCGGUUGACAAAAGAGAAACGCGACGAAACUCUCAAGUUUGAAGGCAUGAUCAAUUUCCUGCGCGAGGAAACACGCUUGCAGCGUGAGGCAAUGGAGGCUCAAGAGCACCAACUCCAAACCGCACAUGACGAAUCCAAGGACCUCGGAAAGAAGCUGGAAGCCCUCAGCGAGACGGCCGACAUGCAGCUCAAAGCGCUGCACGAGCUCUGGACCCAGUUGUCAUCAGACGAAGCUGUCCCCAGCGACCUCUGUGAUCUCGUUGAUUGCAUCUCGGUGAAAAUGAACGACGCCAUGGCGAGACUGCAAGGCUUGGAAAGUGACAUCUCUCUCCUCCGUCUGGAACUCGAUUCAGCGCACAACGCUGCCGGGUCAAGCAAGGCAGAAAAGGUGGCUCUGGAGGAACGCCUUACGGAACAGGAGGCUGAAUCAAUUCGCCUUCGGGAAGCCGUUGCUGAAGAGAAGGCCAAGGUUCUGGCGCUUGAAGGCGAGUUAGCUGACGGCCGCGAGCAGCUCAGCCAACUACGUGCCAAGAUUGCGGACGGCGAAACGGGCUCCGAGUCUAUGCGAAAGCGGCUGGAAGAGGAAGAGGAGAAAGUCACGCUGGUCACCGAGGAGCUCGCUUCUCGGCAGUCACGGGUGGGCAGCCUGGAGGAGGAGGUUCGGCUUUUCAAGGACAAGCUUCAGCGAUCACAAUCCAAAUUAUCGGACCUCACGGCACUGUUUGAUACUCGAUCGGCGCACGCAAAAGACCUCACGCAGCGCCUUUACUCGCACAAUGAGCGCCUCACGCACCUGCUUGAACGGCUCGGCUUCUCCAUUACUCGUCAAGGCGGCAGUAUGAUAAUUCAGAAGAUACCCCGGUCUGAGCGGUUGUCACAAAACGCCAACGAUUCGGACCCCAGCUCAUCGCUCCGUCGGUCGAGCACCCUGAACAGUCGCUCCACCGCCGUCACGAGUACAGAUCUCGACCUUCUCAACUGGGUCAACUGCUCUGAAGUGGAGGCCGAAUCGGCAAAGUACAAUGAUUACAUUUCGUCGCUUGGAUAUUAUGAUAUGGAUGCCUUCUGCGACGUUGUGUAUCGGCGCGUCAAGGACGUCGAACACAUGGCCCGCAAACUGCAGCGCGAUGCACGGGCAUAUCGCGACAAGGCGCGCAUGCUGCAAAAAGAGGCGCACGAAAAGAUCGCGUACAAGAAUUUCAAGGAGGGCGACCUCGCCCUCUUCCUCCCAACGAGGAAUCAGACGACAGGAGCCUGGGCUGCCUUCAACGUGGGCUUUCCGCAUUACUUCCUCCGGGAGCAGGAGGCGCAUCGGCUGCGCAGCCGGGAGUGGAUUGUUGCUCGGAUUUCACGUAUUCAGGAACGGGUUGUGGACCUGUCCAAGUCGCUCCACCACCCUCCGGGAACAGCAAAGAGGGGAGCUGGCCCCGACUCCGAGUCGCUCAACGACGACGACAACGACAACCCCUUUGAUUUGUCUGACGGUCUUCGUUGGUACCUAAUCGACGCGACUGAGGACAAGCCUGGGGCGCCGUCCACGCCGGGACUCGCUAAGAGUACCGUCGCAGCCAAUAACGUCGAGGCCAUGGCCGAGAGGCACACACAUGGGGUAACAGGAUCCACGGGAGCAGGGACGGGGAACCGGAGCGGCAUUGCGUCGGGGAUCGAAGGGGUGAGCAAGACGCUGUCGAAGAGCCUUGAGAGCCGGAGGUCCAGUACGGGCUCUAAGAAAGCCCUCCCGUUUGCAAUCGGGGUCUCUCGAGGCCGGGAUAGCGCUGUUGCCAGCGAGACCAACUCGCUGCGCGCGGCGCCCGCUGACACACCCGCGACAACAAGCCCAACAUGUCAGCACGGAGCAACCCGUGGCAUAUCUCAACGUGAACCGCUCCAGGCCUCUGCGUAUGCUGACGAGCCAACACGGACAAGCGGUGGCAGAGGGAAGUCGAAGGAUGUCGGGCCCGUGCUGCCACCGCAGCAGUCGAAUUCAUCAGAGGCCUAUGCGCACACGCUGUUGCGUGAGCAAGAUGAUGCCGAAACCUCAAGUCCAGCGCAGAAGAGCGUGAUAUGGGGUUCGCUCUGGAGCUUGGAUGUCAACUAUGGAGUCGGGCGACAGCAACACUGA